AUGGAAUCAAAUCACAAAUCCGGGGAUGGAUUGACCGGCACACAGAAAGAAGCUGCCCUCCGUGCGUUAAUUCAGCGAACGGGAUAUAAUUUGAUCCAGGAAAAUGGGCAGAGGAAAUACGGAGGCCCACCACCUGGCUGGGAUGGCCCUCCGCCAGAAAGGGGGUGUGAGAUCUUUAUUGGGAAACUGCCCCGAGACCUCUUUGAAGAUGAACUUAUACCACUGUGUGAAAAAAUUGGCAAAAUUUACGAAAUGAGAAUGAUGAUGGACUUUAAUGGCAACAACAGGGGCUACGCCUUCGUGACCUUCUCGAAUAAACAGGAGGCGAAGAAUGCAAUAAAGCAACUCAAUAAUUAUGAAAUUAGGAAUGGGCGCCUCCUUGGAGUCUGUGCCAGCGUGGACAACUGCCGCCUGUUUGUGGGAGGGAUCCCCAAAACGAAGAAGAGGGAGGAAAUCUUAGCAGAGAUGAAGAAAGUCACGGACGGAGUCGUGGACGUCAUUGUCUACCCUAGCGCAGCCGAUAAAACCAAAAACCGGGGUUUUGCUUUUGUGGAAUAUGAAAGCCAUCGGGCAGCAGCCAUGGCCAGGAGAAAAUUGCUCCCAGGAAGGAUCCAGUUGUGGGGACACCCUAUUGCCGUUGACUGGGCAGAACCAGAAGUGGAGGUGGACGAAGACACCAUGUCGUCAGUGAAAAUCCUCUAUGUGAGGAACCUCAUGCUCUCAACCACUGAAGAGACCAUAGAAAAGGAGUUCAACAACAUCAAACCAGGUGCAGUAGAGAGAGUAAAGAAAAUUAGAGACUAUGCCUUUGUGCACUUUAAUAAAAGAGAAGAUGCGGUUGAAGCUAUGAAAGCCUUGAACGGGAAGGUGCUGGAUGGGUCCCCGAUCGAGGUGACAUUAGCCAAACCCGUCGACAAAGACAGCUACGUCAGAUACACCCGGGGCACAGGCGGCAGAGGUACCAUGCUGCAAGGAGAAUACACCUACGCCUUCGGACACGUGUACGACCCCGCCACUGCCUACCUGGGCGCCCCGGUUUUCUACGCACCCCAAGCCUACACGGCUAUCCCCAACCUCCAUUUCCCUGCCACCAAGGGGCUCAGCAACAGGAGCAUCAUCCGGCCCCCGUCCAUCCGAGAAAUUUACAUGAAUGUACCUGUAGGGGCUGCGGGAGUUAGAGGACUGGGAGGUCGCGGCUACCUGGCGUACACGGGCCUGGGGCGCGGAUACCAGCUCAAAGGAGAAAAGAGGGGAGAGGAUAAACUCUACGACCUCUUGCCAGGAAUGGAGCUCACGCCGAUGAACUACGUCACGCUAAAGCCCCAAGGGAUGAAACUCGCUCCUCAGAUCUUAGAAGAAAUCUGCCAGAAAAACAACUGGGGACAGCCUGUUUACCAGCUCCACUCUGCAAUCGGCCAAGACCAAAGACAGCUCUUCCUGUACAAAAUCACCAUCCCUGCCCUCGCCAGCCAGAACCCCACCAUACAUCCCUUCACACCACCCAAGCUCAGUGCCUAUAUCGAUGAAGCCAAAACCUACGCAGCAGAAUACACCCUUCAGACGCUGGGGAUUCCCACGGAGGGAGCAGAGGUGCCUCCUGCAGCACCGGCUUUUCCAGGAUAUACCAUUGCUAACGCAGCCGCGACCGUCACAGCCACUCAGCUCAAACAAGCAGUGACUAUGGGACAAGACUUAGCGACGUACGCAGCCUACGAAGCCUACCCCACCUUCGCAGUCGCUGCACGCAGCGAUGGCUAUGGAGCAUUUUAA
Messenger RNA from Gavia stellata (red-throated loon), 1770 nucleotides. It is a transcript of the gene A1CF, whose product is annotated as APOBEC1 complementation factor. Gene Ontology annotation, molecular function: mRNA binding. NCBI's taxonomy places the organism in Eukaryota, Metazoa, Chordata, Aves, Gaviiformes, Gaviidae. The record is from RefSeq and is a predicted model, not a curated record. The transcript has 11 exons. Gene Ontology annotation, cellular component: nucleus. The coding region runs from base 1 to 1770 and encodes 589 amino acids.